Messenger RNA from Rhizoctonia solani, 804 nucleotides. RefSeq names its product NmrA-like family domain-containing protein 1. The transcript is spliced from 8 exons. The coding region runs from base 1 to 804 and encodes 267 amino acids. The record is from RefSeq and is a predicted model, not a curated record. NCBI's taxonomy places the organism in Eukaryota, Fungi, Basidiomycota, Agaricomycetes, Cantharellales, Ceratobasidiaceae.
AUGAACACUCCAGCACCUUUUCGAACACCUUCACCAGGAGAUAAACCCAUCAUAGCAGUUUGUGGGGCAACAGGUAUUCAAGGAGGAAGCGUAGUAAAGCAUCUUUUGCGCGAUGGAAGGUUUUCAGUCCGCGCAUUAACGCGAAAGCCUACCAGUUUUCGUGCCAAAGAACUAGUUCGCUCUGGUGCGACAGUAGUGGAAGCCGAUUUUGCCAAUAUCACGUCAUUAUACAACGCAUUUGAAGGUUGUUAUGGUGCAUUUGGGAUUACUGACUACUAUGAAGCCUUUGACGAGGAAGGACAACAUGGCAUCAACAUUAUCGAUGCAGCCAAGGCUACCAAACUAAAGCACCUGGUUAUGAGCACUGUCCCUUUGGUGGAUGUCUUGAAGGACACACCGGCAUGCAAGUACAAGUAUCAAACACAUGUCUACCUCGCCAAGUCAGGGGUACCAUACACCGCGUUUGCAGCAGCGUUCUACUACAGUAACAUUUUCUUAUUCGAUAUAUUCAGCAAGGGAGCAAACGGCAAUUGGGUGAUGAAAUUUCCCUUUCCUCACAAUAUCCCAAUUCCUAGCGUAUCCCCAGAAGACCUUGGAGCCUUCGUUUUAACAAUACUCACAGAUAGUUCAGAAUGGAUUGGAAAGACGACCUGGUUGUGCAACGAGCUGAUUAGCCUUCGCGAAUAUGUUGAGGCAUUCACCGAGAUUACUGGAUUUACUGUAAAGGUCUACGACGAAUGUACAAGAGAGCAGUUUCUCGCCCUCAAGGACGAGCCGGAUGUUCUGGGAAUUUGGCCAGUGUAG